ACUAACGCCCCGCGUUCUAUUUUCGUUGACAUCAUUAUCAGCGUUGAAAACGUCCAAACAGAUUUAUCGUACAACUACUGGCAGGAAACCACAAGCAGCGCUGAAUGCUAACUGACAGGUCAGAGAGAGCGCAGAGCAGUAUGGACCCCGGCAGAGGAAGCCCCCCAAAAUAUUUAUCAUAAGACAUUAUUCUAUGCACAUGGCGGCGUUUCUGGACAUGUUUUUAAAUUAGAGAACCAGGAUGGGUGCGGCGAUCAGUAAAAGGAACCCCUGGAGAAAGGAUGAGCGCGUCCGCAGCACAUUUCCCCCACCUACGCAGCAUCGCCUUCGCGGAUCUUCUCACCCGCCGUAUAUUGCGGCAAACUAUCCUCAGUACAUGGCCAUUCAGAACACGGCAUCAUGUAAAGACGCGAGGCUUGCCGUUGCGCUGUAUGAUUAUGUCCCGGCCAACAACGGAGAUUUGCAGCUGCACAGGGGAGAAAAACUGGAACUCCUGUCUGAUUGGAAAGAAGGCUGGUGCAUGGCCAAGUCCAGCGUCUCCGGGAAAGAAGGCUACGUCCAUAAAGACUACGUCUCAUCGCCCGUAAACACGGAUGUGGAUAAGUUUUUCUUUAAAUCUAUAAGUCGGAAGGACGCAGAAAGGCAGCUGUUGGCGCCGGGAAACAAACCCGGGACGUUUUUAAUUCGUGAAAGUGAAACCAGCCAAGGAACAUUUUCACUUUCUGUCCGAGACAAUGAACCUAACCACGGAGACGUAAUCAAACACUAUAAGAUAAGGACGAUGGACAACGGCGGCUUUUAUAUCUCCCCGGCGCUCACGUUCCCUUCACUAAAAGAGCUUGUGAGACAUUACUCACAUAAAGCUGACGGGCUGUGCCAUAAACUGGAGCAGCCCUGCAAGCUUCAAGGUCAGAGCCGGUGGCAGGAAGACGAGUGGGAGAUCCCCCGAGACUCAGUCAAGCUGGUGAAGAGACUCGGAGCGGGGCAGUUUGGAGAAGUGUGGAUGGGUUAUUAUAAAAACAACGCCAAAGUCGCUAUUAAGACCUUGAAGGAGGGCAGCAUGUCGCCGGUGGCAUUUUUGGAAGAGGCUAAUUUAAUGAAGACCCUUCAGCACGAUAAGCUGGUGCAGCUCCUGGCCGUGGUUACGAAAGAGCCAAUAUACAUUGUGACGGAGUACAUGGCCAAAGGAAGUUUAUUAGAUUUUCUUCAGACAGACGAAGGGCGAAAUCUCCGUUUUCAUAAACUGGUUGACAUGGCUGCGCAGGUCGCAGAAGGCAUGGCGUACAUCGAAAAAAAGAAUUAUAUCCACAGAGACCUCAGAGCUGCCAACGUACUCGUCUCAGAUAUCAUGUGCUGCAAAAUUGGCGAUUUUGGGCUUGCAAGAAUCAUUGAAACAGAGUACACAGCACAAGAGGGCACCAAAUUCCCCAUUAAGUGGACAGCUCCAGAAGCCAUCAAUUUUGGAGUUUUCACGAUAAAGUCCGACGUUUGGUCAUUUGGAAUUCUUUUGACGGAAAUAAUAACGUACGGCCGCAUUCCUUAUCCAGGUAUGACCAACCCGGAGGUUAUCCGUAACCUGGACCAGGGAUACCGCAUGCCGUGCCCUGAAAACUGUACCCCCGAACUCUAUGAACUUAUGCUGAAGUGCUGGAGACAGAGGUUCGAGGACAGGCCCACCUUUGAAUAUCUACAGUCGGUUUUAGAAGACUUUAGCACGGCAACAGAAAAACAGUACGAAGACGAACCCUGA
Molecule: messenger RNA, 1750 nt
Organism: Spea bombifrons (plains spadefoot toad)
Lineage: Eukaryota; Metazoa; Chordata; Amphibia; Anura; Pelobatidae
Gene: BLK
Product: BLK proto-oncogene, Src family tyrosine kinase
Exons: 13
Coding region: 242-1750 (502 amino acids)
Biological process (GO): cell surface receptor protein tyrosine kinase signaling pathway; protein phosphorylation; cell differentiation
Cellular component (GO): extrinsic component of cytoplasmic side of plasma membrane
Molecular function (GO): non-membrane spanning protein tyrosine kinase activity; ATP binding; signaling receptor binding
Source: RefSeq, a predicted model, not a curated record